CACGUGUCAAACAAUCCGCGAUAUCUUCAUCUUCAACCUCAUCUCAUCCUCCCUCCACCCACAGUCACUCAUUUCUCCCCAACCGCCAAAAUGUCCCCCUCCCCAGAAAAAGAGAGCCCCCCAGCGCCCUCAAUGAUCAAAGGCGCAUCACUUCUCAUAAUCCUCCAACUCGCCUCCCGCCUCAUAACAUUCAUCGCUAACCAACUCCUCCUGCGGUAUCUCACAGCACCUCUGCUAGGUCUAUCAACUCAACUCGAGGUAUACUACCUCUCAGUUCUCUUCUUUGCGCGCGAAAGUCUCCGUGUAGCUAUCCAACGACGAGACUCUGGCUCGCAGGCGAAAGAAGAGAGUCAAGCUGUGGUGAAUCUGGGAUAUCUCGCUAUUGGACUGGGAAGUUUUGUUAGUCUUGGUUUAGGGUGGAUGUAUCUUGCGUAUGCGAACGAGAUUACGCUUGCUACGCCGUAUCUGGUUGAGUCGUUGUAUAUUUAUGGGUUUGCGGCUAUGGUGGAGUUGUUGUCGGAGCCGUGCUUUGUUCUUAUGCAGACGAGGCUGCAGUUUGGGACACGAGCUGCUGCUGAGUCGAUUGCUACGUUUCUGAGAUGUAUUGUUGUGUUUGGAUCUGCUGUUUGGGCAUCCAAGCACAAUGAUAUUGGAGUCCUGCCUUUUGCCCUUGGACAGAUCACCUAUGGUGUCUCACUACUCCUCGUCUACUUGGUCUCAGCAUAUCACCUCGCCUCAUCAAUCGGCUUCUCAUUACUCCCCAAAACAAUAACCUCAAAGGACAAUCGCUUCUGGGCCUCUAUGUUUGAUCGAUCAACAAUAGGUCUUGCAGGAAGCAUGAUGGCCCAGAGCGUGGUCAAACACCUCCUCACUCAGGGCGACACAUUUCUCAUCUCCUUUCUCGCAUCUGCCAACGUCCAAGGCGCAUACGCUCUCGCAAACAACUACGGAAGUCUCCUUGCUCGUCUUCUCUUCCAGCCUGUCGAAGAGAGUAGCCGAAGUUACUUCUCUCGCUUGCUGUCAUCUGUAACACCUGUCAAACAAGGCGGUAAGCCAGUUCAGGAAGUGACAGAAGCAAAGCAGAACCUACAAACUCUCCUUCGCCUUUACAUCCUUUUGUCUUCAAUCAUCAUCAGUCUUGGACCUUUUGCUGCUCCGUCUCUUCUGGCUAUUGUGGCAGGCAAGCAGUGGGCUGGCUCAGGGGCAGGUGAUGUCCUUGCAGCGUACUGUUUCUACAUUCCCUUCAUGGGUCUUAACGGUCUCACAGAAUCAUUCGUGGCGUCAGUCGCUACGGAAGCCGAAGUUCACAUCCAGUCUGUUUGGAUGGGCGCAUUCUCCGUCAUCUUCGCAGCAUCAGCCUUCCUCUUCAUGAGAAUCUACCCUCUCGGCGCUAUCGGUCUCGUCCUAGCCAACAUCAUCAACAUGGGAUGCCGCAUUAUCUGGAGCGGAGCAUUCAUCAAGCGCUUCUUCAAAAGACAUGGAACCGACUUCAAGAUCAAAUCACUUAUUCCCGAGAGCACACUCGGCGUCUCAAUCGCUACAGCUAUCCUUCUCAAGCAACUAAAAGUCGUAGACAACGCAGAUCAACCGAUCAAAUCUCUCGUCAAGAUCGUUGGCUCGGCCAUCCCAUUAUUGCUUCUAAUGUACGUCUACCAAAUCCCACCAAACAAACUUUUUGAAAACAACAUCUAAUCAUCGCAGCCUGGUCCUCGAGCGCCAUUUUAUCCUUGAGUGUCUAAACUCGGUCCGCGGUCGCAAAGCCGCAAAACAAUAGUGCUCCCAUAAUAGUUGUAAUUUCUUAAUCAAAUGUGAUCUUGGUCGACUUGGCGUUCAUGUCGACAUCCUUGAAGAAAGCGCCGUACAUGUCGUGAGCCUUCUUCUUGACGGUGGUGCCGAACUUGAGAAGAUCUUCGGGUACGGGCUGGUUGGCACCUCGGAGAAUGUUGACGAGCCUGGGAGAGUAAGUAUAUGUUCAUUUGCGAAUGUGUCAGGUACUUACGAGCCGGAGUGCGACUUGUCCUCAACGGUAAAGAAGGUAAUGGCCUCACCAGUCUUGCCAGCACGGCCAGUUCGGCCAAUGCGGUGGACGUAAUCUUCAAUAGUCAAGGGGAAUGUAACGUUGAUAACGAGCUUGA
Fusarium redolens is the source of this 2135-nucleotide messenger RNA. RefSeq names its product Rft protein-domain-containing protein. NCBI's taxonomy places the organism in Eukaryota, Fungi, Ascomycota, Sordariomycetes, Hypocreales, Nectriaceae. Gene Ontology annotation, biological process: dolichol-linked oligosaccharide biosynthetic process; glycolipid translocation. Gene Ontology annotation, cellular component: endoplasmic reticulum membrane. The record is from RefSeq and is a predicted model, not a curated record. Bases 91 to 1692 code for a protein of 533 amino acids. The transcript is spliced from 2 exons.